Messenger RNA from Centruroides sculpturatus (bark scorpion), 4679 nucleotides. RefSeq lists its product as uncharacterized. The coding region runs from base 1528 to 2568 and encodes 346 amino acids. NCBI's taxonomy places the organism in Eukaryota, Metazoa, Arthropoda, Arachnida, Scorpiones, Buthidae. The transcript is spliced from 2 exons. The record is from RefSeq and is a predicted model, not a curated record.
UAAAAUAUUUAUUUAUUAUAAAAAUAUUGUUUUUUUUUCCACGGAAAAAACCAAAAUUAUUUUCUGAACAACCCAAUAAACUCAAUGAAUAACUUUUAUAAGCAGAACAAAAAACCUUUAAUCAUUUAUGUUUUUGACCACUUCUAAUGACCUUCUUCAAUGGCCAAAAAUAUUGAUGAUUAAAAGUUUUUUUGUGCUACUUAUAAAGGUUGAUUUUUUUCAAAAUUAUAGUUUUAUCUGCUAAUCAUUGACAUAACAAAAUUUCUUAUCUUAUGGUGAUCAAGACUAUGACUAGUGUGUCUUACUUCCAACUACAAGUUUGCUGGACCAAUUGGUAUUGAUAUCCAUAUAUGGGACAGUUAUAUAACUUCCAAUUAUGAAGUCUGAUCUGGCAAAAGCAUCCCAAUUUCCUGUAUGUACCUCACUAGAGGACCUAGCAAAACCAGAGGAGCAAAAAGUUUCUAGCAAAGUUGUUUUUUAAGCUUCUAGAAUCUAGGUCUGCAUGGGGCUUUUGUAUCACAUACUAGUCAUGUCUGCAAGACAAUCAACAGUACUCCACAAAUUCUUUUCUACAACAGGGACACAGUGGUGACUCUCCCAAACAACGAGCAAACAAACCUUCAUAAAAAAGUUGUCCCUAUGUAAAGUCAUAGUAACAAGAUAUUGAUCAGGCAAAAAUCAUCUCUAAAAAGCCAAUCACAGUCAAUAUGAUUGAAUUAAAGUCUUAUAACCUCAUUCAAAACAGUCCCUAACUGGCUGUUCUCCAACUGAUUCUCUUUUGCACAACCAAUCCCCUGAGAACGGCUGCCCAGUCUAUCCACUUGUUUAUUCAAACUCCACAGUGUUCUGGUAUCAAAACCACUUUGAGUGACAAGCCAUAGCUACAUUCAGCUGUGAAAAAUGGAUAUGGUGACAUUAUGCUCUUUGCAGAACAAGCCAUGACCCUCAAGAGUGCCUUCAGAAUGGAUAAGAUGUCCAAGAAAUAGACCAUUGGCCUGCCCAAGUAUGUGAUGGGGCAAAAGUUUAUGUGCUGGUAACAAGACCAACACCUCUUCAGUAAAAAUGGAACAUUCUUCAUGUACUAGUAGGGUCUGUGAGAAGUCCUCUCCCAGGAAUCUGAUUUUUAUAGCACCAGAGUCUUUGAUAUGUCUUGGGUAGUGUUGCAAUGGCAACACUCACCCAAGAUGACCAUUUCUUAGCUCAAGCCCAAAAAAGCCAUUGCCACAUUCAUUGUUAAUGUGUUGUCUCUCUAGAAAGGAAAAAUCAUGAUUUUAACUAUAUAUCCUUGGCCUUAGCCUUUGAAUCCAUGUGUUCAGGCAACUAGCAAAGAAGGCAUCUGAAGCAAAUGAGAAAUUAGAAGGUAGCCUUCUUUUUCUUUGUCCAAAUCUAGGUUGUGUAGAAUUAUCCAAUAACUGUGUAAUAAUAAAAAUCUGUGACAUGAUCAUAGUCAUGGCCUAAGGGAGUCUGUUCUGUCAAGACCAUCUAGCAAAGAACAAAUGGGGUUGAUUUGAUGCACCACCCAAAGAAAUGGUCAAGUAUAAUUCAGAAAUGGUCAUUUUAGCAGAGUUGAUCAUGAGGAAUAUUGAACUCAAGGUUUUUAGCUUUCUCCUCACGAUAGCAUAUCCACUGUUAUACCUUAGAUACACUGAUGAUAUUCUAGUAGCUUGGCAGGAUACCCAUGAAGAUUUCCUCGCCCUCAAAGAUUUUCUCAUGACCAUUUAUCCCACAAUUAAUCUUACCUGGGAAAAAGACAAUGAAAGGGAAAUCGCAUUUUUAGAUCUAAAAAUUACUAAAUUCCAGGAUACUAGAGUAUACUUGGUAUUCCAUAAAUUCAGUGGGGUUCCUCCCCUAAUCCCUGCUACAGCAUACCAGCCGCAACAUUACAUCAAUGCGGCAAUUGCCCCUUUAAUCAGAAGGGCCUUUCUAUCUUCCAGCCAAGCUGCUAUUGUUACUGAGCUUAAUGUUAUUCUCUCUGCGGUAAAUGAGGCGGGCUAUACUAAUGCCAAGUUUAUGUACAUCUCUGGACAAUGUUACAUACAUACCUUAAAUAAGGUAAAAAGAUCGCUUUUUUUCGCUACUACACUACAUCUCCCAAAAGAACCUACAAUAGUCCUUCCUGCGUUACCAUUCUGUGGUCAUGUCACUAUCUGUAUUUGCCGUAUUUUUAGGCGACAUGUGCUUUUUCUGCCAGUUUCUCCAUGGCCAAAUCUUAGGAGGUUGCUAGCCAAUGACAGAGAUCCUACUUCCAUACUAGAAAGAUCUGGGGUUUAUUCUAUCCCACUGGAAAAUAUGUCGGGUGGUUGCAUCCAAUAUAUUGGCGCGACAACCAGAAUGUUGUCUUAUUGUAUUUUGGAACAUCAAUGUUCCAUCAGGGCAGGCAAGAGUGAAACUGAGCUCGCUAGAAUGGUAUUGCAACACCAACACACCCCGUUGUGGAGCCAGGUGGUGAUACUAAGGCAUUGUAAUAACAGAAACCUCGUGUAUAUUUGGGAGGCCCUCCUUAUCAAUGUACUAAAUCUGUGCAACACCCCCACACUUGAUUUCCCCCUUUGUGGGUCACUUGUAUAACUGCCUAAGACAACUUAUCUAGCUCCACGGUUUAGAGACUUUUAGCACAUGCGUAUUAUAGCCGCGCAUGUUUUUAUUUAAAUUGUUCUCUUAUGUUCCACCACUGCUUUUGUUUCAAAAUGUUAAUACCGUUGGACUAAUUUGAUAUUCAUACUCAAAAAAGAAAGAACUUUAACCAUUUUUAAUGACUUGACAAAGACAAAAAUAAAUAUCAUCGAAAGCGCUUGUUGAUCUAGCGACACUCAUUUGUAUAUGUUAAGAUGUUUCUCCUAGAAAUGGUCAAGACUUGCCACUGUCAUAAACUCAAGGGUUCUUUAUUUUCAGAAUCACUAUUUUUCAAAUUUAAAUGUCUUUGUGUCCUUAAUUUAUUAAUUUAAACUUAAAACAUCAACUAGGACUUGCAGAACCAGUUAUCCAGUAUAAUAAGUCCUAGUAAUAGAUAAGUCCUAGUUGAAGUUUUAAGUUUAAAUUCUCUAUUUUUCAGUUCUACAGGAAUUCCUUGUUCAGCCAGUUUUUGAAGGUCAUUGUUGGUAAGGCUUUCACCAGAAACCUGCUGUAACUCCUCAAUAUCCUACUCGUCUACAUCUCCCAGUCCUGCUGUAUCAAUUAGGUUGAUAAUUUGAUCAACCUAACAAUACAGUGAUAGGCUAUUCUCGUUGAGAAUUCUUGGAUAUCUUCAGCCAUAACUUCUUCCACACGUUCGUGCAUUUAUCGGUUAAUUCUUGCCAAGUGAAGCCGAUAUUUCCUAUGGCAUCCAUGAUGUUAUAUUUUUUCCAAAAUUACACCAAACAACCAAACAAACAGAUAACAUAAAGGGAAAUGUAGCGCUACAACAAAUUGCCAUUUUUUGCUGAUUGGUUCGUGUUUGGAAAUAAUCGUAUUAUAUGCGAAGCAACGAAAUUCCACGAUAAUUUGAAUCAGUGUAAAUUUUGAGCUUUUUUAGGCUUCGAGAAGAUCGCAUUAUAUUGAAUCAGCGUUAAGUGGGGUCUUACUGUACUAUCAAAGUAAUUUGUACAAAAGUAAAGGAAAUUUUAAUUAUCAAGUUACUGAAAGGUCUUUAAAAUGUUUCAGUAUCCCUUAAGACAAGUUCAAUGUUACUUGAAAACAUUAAUGACUGUGUUUUCAGGUGAAAUUUGUUCCUAAGAAACAAAAAGUUUUUGGAAGAAUUUUUGUGUGAAAUAACUAACACCAGUCCAUAAAUUUUAAAUUAUUUUAAUUUAGUAAAUGUUAAAAUGAUGUUGAUGAUAUCACUUUUAACAAACUUUUUAAAAUGUGGCAUUGUAGAUUAUUAUGAAAAUUUAUUUAAAUAACUGAAAAGCUUAAAUUGUGGCAGUGUAGAUUUAUUAUUUGUAUUACAGCUAUAUAUAUGAACUCACUAAUGAUAAAGUUGAUAACUAAGGAAGUACAAUUUUCUGCAGGAUGUUGUCAUCAAAUACUAUUAAUGGCUUAAAUGAUACUCUUCAAUUUCAUUUACAGAGAUUUUUUAAUGUGUUUAUAUAUUGUAAGUUAAUCAGUUCAUCUUAUUGAAAGAUAAAUUCUUCAAUGAAUAUGAUCAAAUAUUUAAAGUUAUUAAUAUUGGAUAUUUUUAUUUUUCAAUACAGAUUUAUCUCUCUUGAUAAUUGAAAUUUUUAAGAUAGUAAAUGUUCUUCUAGGAGUCUUACAUUUUAAUUAAUUUAAUUUAAUUUAAUACUUUUGAGGAACUAAUUUUACCUUUUUAGGAUAUGCUGGGUGAUCAAAUAAGAAGUUUACUUUUGAGGAGUACACUUAACAACACUGAGUUGCUUGCUUGUUAUUGCUGUUUCAUGUGAGAAACACUUAAAUCUUAAACAUCUAUUUACUGAGGACUUUAGGAAUAGCAUUUUAAAUUUCUUGUUGGCAUUGUCAAGUCAAUUCCUGACAAACAAUGUUUUUGUUUGAUUAUCCUGCAUGUAUCAUUUUGCUUGCUCUUUAAUACAAAUUAUUGACUUAAUACAGAAUUUUAACUUUUCUCAUUGGUUUUCAAUAUUUCUAACUCAUUUAACAAAUCCAAGUUUGGUUUGUUAUGUAUGCAUUAACUUAUAUACUAAACUUUGCAUGCAUUAAUUUAAAAACUUUGUUGGUAUUUUAUGAAA